AUGGCAGGUCUUAAACAAUACUGGGUGAGCUACGCUGGGGACGAGAGCGAGGUUUGGAAAUGUGUCCUUCUGGCCCGUGCAUUGAGACGGUCGCUCACGACGAGACCAUUGGUCGUCAUCGUGUCGGACAAUGUGUCGCAUGACCUGGGUCGCCGCCUGCAGGGUGAAGUGGGUUCGGUAUUUUGGGCUGAACCGGUGCCGGGGGUGCUUUUCCGAUCUGUGGCGAAGCGGGUGGCAGGCGGGUUGAAGGGGCUGCACAAGGCCGUCUUCCUGGACUGCGCCUGCCUUCCCCUCAAAAACUGUGACGACCUGUUUCGAACCCAUGGAGUUCAGUGGGUGCGAGAGGACAAGGCCGUCGUGCUCACCAAGUCGCGAAGCUUGGCAGCCGAGGAUCACGACCUGAUUACGGAACUUGUGGUCCAACGUGAGAACGGUGGAAAAUUUGUGGCUGAGAAUCCGGGUAAACUCAAGAUGGAGGAACUGAGUUACUGCGUGGAGUUGGAUUUCAAGAGCGCCCAUCCAACGCCAGUCCCUGGGAAGGACAUGAAAAUGGUUUGUUUCGUGAAUGGUCACCCUCACGACCAAGAUGUCGAGCCAUUUCGUCAGCGAGGUGUUCUUGAAGAAGAGGUUAUCAAGUUGUGCGUCUCGCUUUGCCCCGAGAUACAUUCUGCAAAGGUGGUGGUGAACGGUCCAGCCUUGGAUGGGCAGUUGGUGGACUGGGAGCUGCACAAUUCGAUCGCGAUCGUGGGAAUGGCGUGUCGCUACCCUUGCGCCAAUACGAUUGCGGAGUUUUGGUCGCUGCUGGCGAAUGGGUUGGAAGGGAUUCGGAAGGUGCCCGAGGGUCGGUGGACCAAGGACAAGGCGUUCAUCCGGAUGGACAACAUGGGGGCGACGGAGGCAGGCUUUCUCUCCUGUCCCAUCCACACCUUCGACGCCAAGUUCUUCAACACCAACGCGGCGGACAUGCACUAUCUCGACCCCCAGCAGCGCCUCUCCCUUCGCAUCGUUUGGGAGGCCUUGGAGCACGCCGGCCUCGACCCCAACACGCUCCGAAACACGCUCACCGGAGUUUUCGGAGGUUGGUGGCGGAACGACUACAAGGAAAUGUUGCAAAUGUUGGGCAUCGUGGACACGGACUUUCUCCGCGGCUACAUGGGCAACGCCCUGGGACCGCUGACGGCCCGGAUUUCCCACUUUUUCGAACUCAUGGGUCCGUCGUUCUCCACCGAGUCGGGCUGCUCGACCUCCGUGGCUGGCGUGGACAUGGCCUGCGACAGUUUGAGGAGCGACGCGUGCAACCUGGCCAUCGCCGUGGGAGCCAACUUGCUGCUGCAUCCCUUCUCGCCGUCCGUGAUGGAGGGGGUUCUGGCUCCGGACGGUCGUUGCAAAACGUACGAUGCGAGUGCGGACGGGUUUGGUCGAGCCGAGGGCAUCGGCGUUCUCAUCCUCAAGCGGUUCUCGGAUGCCGUGGCGGACGGGGACACGAUUUGGGGAUGCAUUCGAGGGUCGGCCAUCGUGCAAGAGGGGCCGAGCAAGAGCAUGGGCACUCCCACCGUCGACGUGGAGGCCAAAGCCAUGGAGUUGGCUCUGGAACGGGCCGGGGUGGACCCGAACGACGUGGAGUUCGUGGAGACGCACGGGACCGGCACACCCGUGGGUGACCCCAUUGAAAUAGCCGCCGUCGCCAAGGCCUAUUCGCGGGGGUCGAAAGGCAGGACCAAUGUGCUCACGAUCGGCUCCGUCAAGACCAACAUCGGUCACACCGAGUCGGUUUGCGGGAUAGCGGGGAUUCAAAAGUCGGUGCUGGCCAUGAAGCACGAGCUCAUCCCGAAGCAUUUGCACCUCAAGAACCUGAACCCCGACAUCAACCUGGACGCCAUUCCCGCCCAGCUCCCCCUGGAGGCCGUCCCCUGGAAACGAAGACCCAAGGGCGGCAAACCCAGAAUUGCUGGAGUCAAUUCUUUCGGCAUUACUGGAGCCCAGGCCCACGUGCUGGUUCAGGAGCCGCCAGAGAAUCUCCCUCCGCAUUCCUUCCCCUUCACGGACUCGAGAAAGCUGAGGAUGCUGACCUUCUCGGCCAAAUCCGAAGAAGCGUUCCGCUUCCAGGUGAAAGCAUACGCUGAUCUGCUCAAGAAUCUGCCCGACACAAACGAACCCAAGGAGCUGUUCUUGAGGGACAUUGAGUACUCGAUGCACACGGGUCGUCCCCACAUGCACCUCCGACAAGUGGCCUUUGGGUCCACGAAGGAGGAGCUGCUCAGUUCGAUGGAGGGGAUCAAAAAGGGCGCCCCAAUUCCCAAUCAGGUUCCACAGCUCUGUUUCCUCUUCACGGGCCAAGGGUCUCAAUAUCCGGGAAUGGCCAGGUCGCUCUACGAACAGAGCAUCGUCUUCCGUUCCAACUUUGACUGGUGCGAGUCCGUGUUGAGCAAGGAGCAUGGCUUUCUUUCACUCAAAACUGCACUUUGGGACCACGGGGAACUUUCUUUGCUGAAAUCUUCCCUUUACAGCCAAACCUCAAUUUUCGUGGUGGAGUUCUGUCUGCUUCGUCUGUGGGAAUCCUGGGGUGUCAAACCGGACGCUGUUCUGGGUCACAGUUUGGGCGAGUUCGCUGCUGCGGUGGCUGCGGGAAUGUUGUCGGCUGAAGACGCCCUCAAGUUGGUGGUCACGAGGUCCAAACUGAUCCACGCUCUCCCCGCCGCCAGCAUGCUCGUCGUCGGCACCAGUUUGGAGAAAGUGGAGCAAAGUUUGGAGCGGGCUUUCUCCAAUCAGAAAAAGUGGUUGGACGUGGCUGCGGUCAAUUCUGAGAGUCAGACCGUGCUUGCGGGGCCCACGGAUGUUGUCCACGAUUUCAAGCUCUACUGCGACAACAACGACAUCAAAACCCACGUGCUGGACGCCUCUCACGCCUUUCACUCUCGUCUCAUGGACCCAAUGCUCGCGGAAUAUGAGGCGCUCGCUCGUACGAUCGGCUACAAGGAAGCGUCGACGGGCAUCAAGUUCAUUUCUGCCGUGGAUGGGCGCACGGUGAGCAAAGUCGACGCCAAGUACUGGGUGCGACACACGAGGGAAAGGGUGCGCUUUUUGGAGGCCAGCCAUGCUGUAGUCAACGAGGGCCAGAGUCUGUUCCUCGAAAUUGGACCGCAUCCCGUCCUCUCCACACUCCUCAUGACCAACGUUGACGAGGUUGCGGAUGUGGUCACGACUGCUUCACUUCGUCGGAAAUGUGACGAUUGGGAGACGAUGCUGGCUGCUCUGGGGAAGCUGUACGCGCUGGGCCGUCCCAUCACGUGGGCCAAUUUCCAUCGCUAUUCGGGUGGGCGAAAGGUGGAGUUGCCCGGCUACCACUUUGAGGAGACGCCGUAUUGGAUGAACAUCAAGGACGAAGGGUCCAACCCCUUCCAUCCACUCCUCGGUUCCUUCGUCCCCAACCCGUCCGACGUCACCAUCUUCAAAAGCUCAGUCAACGUACAUCGACUCCCAUUUCUCAAAGACCACGCCCUGGGCGACAAGAUUAUUUUCCCGUGCGUCGGCUACGUCGACAUGUGCAUGACGGCCGGAUAUGCCGCCACCAUGUGCAACGAGGGCAGUUACAACAAACCUACCUCACCUCUCUGCGUUCGGAAUUUUUCAAUCCUGACCCCAGUUUGUUUGAGCGAAAUGGCUCCGACUGAUUUUCAAGUUGUAGUAUUGAAGGGGACACAUGGGGAAAUAACGAGCACCAUAUUCACCAAAGUCUUCCUAGAAGAGAACAAGUUCAAAUGGGUCCGUAACGCAACAGCCAAUUUUAGCAACAAUCCGGCAGCACUCCCUCAUUCGUUUGACCUUGAAGCCAUAAAAUCUCGCUGUAAGACCAUGCUACGAGAUGGCUUCGACUACAAAGAACUGGAGGAUUUUGGUUUCAACUUUGGGCCCUCACUUCGAAUGGUGACUACUGGAUGGAUGGACGCUGAGGACCAGAAAAAUUCAACCGAGUGGAUCUUUCCAUUCUCAACGCACGAGAAGAACGAAGAUUUGGACAGAUUUAUUAUCCAUCCGUGGAUCGUGGACCCCAUGCUUCAGACGCAAAUCAUUGCCACUGGUUUGCUGGAUGAGAAGCAUAUCCGAAAGCGUCUAGUGGUUCCCGUGUCCAUCGACAACUACACGUGGUGGGGCCAUUCUGCACCCACCGGCUACAUCUAUAUCCGUCACAGGGAUACCGGGAAUGAGGCCCACUUAUUUGACGAUGCUGGGAAAAUUAUGGUCUCCAUGUUGGGCACGGAAUUCAUGGAAACUACUCUUUCAAACAUUUUAAGUCUCAUUGAUUCCCAGAAAAACCCGUUUCCUUGCAUGGCUGAUUUUAUUUGGAGAGAAAAACUGGGUCCGGAAGAAAGGAGGAUUCCAGAUUCAAAAAGGGGUACAAUCAACCUCCAAGAGUACGUCAAAGUGGAGCACACAAUGUAUACUUCCUGUUCUCCAGAAGAAGGUCAGUUUUACGAGCGUUUCAGCCAGCUCACAGGUCUCUACAUGCUCCAAUCUAUGAAAGUUUUGGGACUCGACACAGAAGAUACAAUUCAGUGGCCAAGUAUUGUGAGCAAAUUAGGAGUUGUCCCGUUCCAGGAUAAAUUCCUCCGCUAUAUUCUCGUGGAACUGGUGAAGGAUGGGUGGUUAGAGUUAGUGAAUACAGGAGAUGAAAGCACCUUCAGCUUAGCAAAACCACUUCCUGAACUUUCCUCCAUCAAAAACAAUAUUGACGAAAUUCUAAAGGAAAUUCGACAAAGUGAUGUGGGUCACGUUGACCUUGAUUGUGUUGUCCCACUCGGAUCUGUUCUUACCUCAAUUUUGACAGGGACACAAUCCGCACUUCCUCUUCUCUACCCGGACAUGGGCAACAUUCGGGGCCCAGCAGAACUUUAUUAUUCGGAAUCUGUAGACGCUCUCAAAAGGUUCGCCAUGGCUGAUGUGGACCACGCUAUUUUUUCCAAGCUGGCUCAAAUGGGGAGUAAGUCAGUCGUACGAGUUUUGGAAGUUGGAGCUGGUGUUGGGAGCACAACGAGUCAUCACAUUCGCCACAUGAAAGAUGCUGGCGUUUCUCACUUCGAAUAUACCUACACGGAUAUUUCGCCAGCAUUUUUGCAAAUUGGAACCAACUUGUUUGAAGAGACCGGGAUUUCUGCUAAAUUUAGCUUGUUAAAUGUGGAGAAGGAUCCCCUCGACCAGGGCUUUAUUCCAGCUCACUACGACCUCAUCGUCGCCUCGUGGGUGCUUCACGCAACGAAAAAUAUUGAGGAAUCGAUGAAAAACCUCAAGAAAUUAUUAAGGCCGGGGGGCUAUGUUUUCAUAAACGAGUUGGUCCAGCCCCAUCGAGGUGUCAAUUUACUUUUUGGUGGACUGGAAGGGUUCUGGAGAUUUGAGGACUUGCAUCUCCGUCCAUGGAACUGUGAGCUCUCAGUCGAUAAAUGGUCGAAAAUACUAGAUAAACUAGGCUUCGAUAACUUCACGUACUGGAAAGGCUACGCGGGGACGGAUGCACUUAUGUUAGCAAAACUUAAGCCUUCAGAAACCGUGUUUAGCAACAAGAUUGCCUCAAAGCAGGAUCACUUGGAGAACAAGUUGAACUGGAUCGUGUUUGGGGAUGAAGGAAUCGCUACCAAAGAAUUGGUGAGGAGACUGAAGGCCACGAAUAAAAAUGUCGUAAUGGUCACUUCGCAAAUGGAUGAAGAACACACGGCAAUGUUGCUCCGUUCCACAGGUGCCGAUUCACCCCAUCACCCAAUCGAAGGGGUCCUUUACUUGUGGGGGUUAGACCACGAUCGCAGCACUGCCCAAGUUUGCGAACCUUUUCUCCACAUUUGUAAAUAUUUGGCCAAGCUACAAAUUCAAAGUUCGAUGAAAUUAGUCGUUAUUACUCAAGGAAACAUGUGCACUGGACCGGACGAUUUCUAUCAAAGCCAACCAAAAGCAUCACCGCUUGUCGCAAUGCUAAAUGUGCUAGCCAACGAAAACCCGGAUCUUAUAUGCAAAUGCGUGGAUAUUGAUGCUUCUGAAAAUAGCUUAGACAUUGCAAUGGCCGAAGCGUUUACCGAGCUGUUCACAACCGACGUAGAUGUGUUGGUGGCGUAUCGAAAGGGCCAUCGUUGCACCCCGCGACUUCGUCCGUACAAGGCGAAAUCUGCGCCACUUCCACUUCCCAGAACCCCACGAUUCCGACUCGUCCUUCCUCCAUCGCAUCUUAUUCAAGAUCUGCACUUUGCGCCCUGUGAACCUGACCCAAUUCCUGAAAAGCAUGUUGAAGUGGAGGUGAAAGCGUACGCACUCAACUUUUUGGACGUUUUUAUGGUCACAAAACCUGACCCAGUAUUUGAGAAGUACAACUAUUUAGGGAUUGACAUUGCCGGUGUGGUCACUGCAGUUGGAGCCGGGUGUGAGAAAAAGGUUGGCGAUCGUGUAGUAUUGAUUCGCCGCACGGGUGUUGCCAUGCCGACACACAUCGUUGCACAGGACCACCGAACCCUUGUCAUUCCUGAUGAUGUUACAUUUUCUGAAGCAGCUACUUACCCCAUGGGAAUUAUAACCGUUGCGUCGUGUCUUGUGGAUACAGCGAAGGCGACGAAAGGUGAUAUCGUCCUUAUUCACACUGCUUCCGGUGGGGUCGGUCUACUCGGAAUCCAAAUUGCUCAGCGACUCGGCUGCACGAUAGUUGUCACGGCUGGAAAUGAGCGGAAGCGCAACUACCUCAGAAGCUUGGGACUGACCCACGUGUUCAAUUCGAGAACGACCGACUACCAGACCGAAAUACGGAGGUCACUGGGUGGCAGAGGUGUCACAGUGGUGCUAAAUUCUCUCACUGGACCAGGUUUUAAAGAAGCCACUCUCGCCGUCUGCGAACAAGGGGCUCGGUUCAUCGAGAUGAGCAAAAUGAACAUUUGGAGCAAGGAACAAGUAAAGAAGCUGAGGCCGGACGUGUUCUACGAAGUCGUCGAUGUUUCCACUCACACGGAAGAGAAAGUCAGUCAUCUUACGAACUAUCUGCAAACGAUGCUCAUGUCCCCCAAGAGUGAGCGGCCUAAACCUUUACCGUAUACACGCUUUGAUGCCUCCGAGAUUCGAGAUGCAUUGGAGUUCAUGGAGAAAGUGAGACACAUUGGCAAGAUUGUCCUCACAAUGCCUGACUUGUCACCUGGAUCAGAGCCCAUUUUUCGACUAUUUAAUGAUAAGUCGACUUAUCUGAUCACCGGAGGUCUGGGAGGCAUUGGUCUCGAGGUUGCAAACUGGAUGGGAAAUAAUGGGGCAAAAACAUUGCUACUCGUGGGACGUAGUCCACCAAAGGCUGAUGUUAUGGAGAAGGUUCAGAACCUUCGUCAACUAGGAAUUACUGUGGAGAUACGUCAAUGUGAUGUGGGGGACAUGGACCAGCUUACUAGCUUGGUCGCAGAUUGUCACAAUGGCAAACUGCCACCACUUCGGGGAGUCAUGCACGCCGCUGGUGUGCUGGAUGAUGCAACUUAUGAAAACCAGACGUGGGAUAAAUUUGAAGCUGUCUUUCAAUGUAAAGUUCAAGGGGCUUGGAAUCUGCAUCAGCUCAGCCUAGAGCUUCCAUAUCCGCUUGAGCACUUUGUUCUAUUCUCAUCCAUGACAGUGACCCUGGGGUCACCAGGACAAAGCAAUUACUCGGCUGCCAACUACUACUUGGAUCAACUUGUUCAUUAUAGAAGCUCGCUUGGACUUUUAGGCACCACGAUCAACUGGGGACAAUGGGGGCAGGUCGGUCUGGCAGCUAAUUUGCAUGUCGCAAUGAACAAGCCGAUUACCAUUCAUCAAGGAUUGGCUGCCUUGGAACAUGCAAUAAAAUCUCACAAGAGUCAGAUCAUGGCUCAUGACACAGACCUUUCCGGUGUGAAAAUGGUACUACCAUCGACCCGAGGCCUCUUGGCUGACAUUGAGGAAGAAACGUCUCUUGGGGCAACUGACAUUGACGGGGACGAGUUUUGGCGAGAAUAUGAUGGGGCGUCCAACCGAGACGCCAAGUUUGAUAUUGUUCGCAGAUUUCUGAAACGCCUCAUCCGCAUCACGCUCAAGAUGGACAAGAACGAAGAGAUUGAGGACCAAGUCAACUUUCAGGACAUGGGAUUUGAUUCGCUUCUUAUGGUCGAGAUGAAGAACGGGCUUCAGGCCUCGGUGGGAAAACGGGUCAAAAUCUCCAUCAAUGCGGUCAAGGAUUGCAAAACUGUGGCACAAUUGACGGACCGAUUAGUGGAACUCAUAUCCGGGAAGGAAGAACUCGCCCCACCCACCGCGGAGGAGCUGAAGGAUUUAGUUGCUCGAGAUGCCAAACUCCCAGAAAAUAUUCGCGUCGACCCUGAAAUGAAAUCCAAACUUCGUCCUCUGUCCCAAGCAUCCACCGUCCUCGUGAUUGGCUCCACCGGGACUUUGGGCCCUUACGUCGCCCGGGAGAUAUUCAAACGGAGCCAGAUCAAAAAAGUUUACUGCCUCAUGCAACCAAGUCCAGUGGUGUCCGUCUCCGAUCGCUUUCAACGCGUAUUCGAAAAGAAGGGACUUUUCCAUGAAAUUGAUAUGACUCGAGUUGAAUGCAUCUCCGGAGACGUAAAACAGCCAUGUUUUGGGCUUAGUCAACAAAUAUAUCAACAAAUUGCAACUGAAGUUGACGUUGUGUUUAAUCUGGCCGUGAAGGUGGCAUUCGAAGAGGUUUACAGAGACAGUGAGGACCCCAAAAGCUCACGUGUCACUAAUGUUUUUGGAAUGAGAAAUGUGCUCUCGUUUGCAGUCGACAAGAAACUUAAAUACGUUUAUCAUGCGUCCACAUUUGCGGCAGAAACCAGAGUCGAUGACGAUGGAUAUUUUUGGGAGAGUUGGCCUGCAGAGGAGGAAGUCGCAAUGUUUCCUAAUUCGGCCUACUCCAUUUCCAAGCUAAUUUGUGACCGUUUGGCUGAACAGGCCGUGGCUGCUGGAGUUCCAUGCAAAGUAUUCAGACUUCCACAACUAGGAGGCGAUUCUGUUCGUGGGGGCAACAUCCAACUCGACUCGUUCCUCAUGAUGCGUUUCUUGGCUUAUCUCUACAUCGGAUCCAUGCAUGGUGUCAGAAUUCCGCUCAGCUUGAUGGCUGUGGACCAAUGUGCCAAAAUAUCGAUCGAUCUCUUUUUUAAUGACAAAGCUGGCUAUGAAAUGUUCAAUGUGCUCAACCCUCAUUUGGGUGACGAGAGGGAAUUUGAAACAUUAGCCAAGGAAUUUGGCGUGGCUGUGCAAGUUUUGGAUUCCACAGACUUUUUGGAGAAAUGGAAGAAAAUGGAUUCCAACGACGAGAUGAUUCAGCUCGUAAAAUUUGCAACAUCGCAAGAAGAGCUUCUCAAACUUCGGGACCAAAAAAUGCCCUAUUACAUUUCUUGGCUCAAUGGAAACCAGAAUAUUUUUUUCAGUAAAAAGGUUGCAAGCUUGAUGCCUGAAGAAUAUCCCAAUUGCAUAACGCCUUCGUGGGAAGUGCUUCGUCAUGACCUCCGCCACGCCAAAGACACUGGAAUUUUCGAUCGUCACAAAAUUAAGCACUCUAAUCCAUAUUUUCUCUCUUGAAUAUUCAUAUUUCAGUUUUUGGGAUCUCACUCCGAUUGAUGUUCAUGCAUUACAUAUAUGUGAAGUUUUUGUCCUUAAAUGAAUAUAAAGGAAAAAGUGUGUACAGAUUUAUAAUUUAUAAUAUUUAUGUAUUCUUCUGUUCUUUCCUUAUUUUAAAACUGGUCAAAAUAUAAUUUUUAAAGCAGUAAACAGGACAUUUGAAGCGUUUUUUUUACAUACGACCAUGGGUAACUUAAAUGGCAAGAUGACAAAUGUGGGCUAAAGUGUAUUAUCCAUUAUUUUGAAGCUUUAUUGUAUUCCCUCGUAUAGUCUUGAAAAUUUCAUAACUGAUUCGAUAUCAUCAUCAGUUCGACAUUG
Molecule: messenger RNA, 9918 nt
Organism: Folsomia candida
Lineage: Eukaryota; Metazoa; Arthropoda; Collembola; Entomobryomorpha; Isotomidae
Product: phenolphthiocerol synthesis polyketide synthase type I Pks15/1-like
Exons: 12
Coding region: 1-9561 (3186 amino acids)
Biological process (GO): fatty acid biosynthetic process
Molecular function (GO): phosphopantetheine binding; 3-oxoacyl-[acyl-carrier-protein] synthase activity; oxidoreductase activity
Source: RefSeq, a predicted model, not a curated record